AAGUGUUAACAAUACAAUCUCCUCUCAUUAUUAAAAAAAAUAAAAUAAAAUUUACCCCUUCCAUAUCAACAAUUCCAAUUAUACAAACAAGCCCUAGGUACCUCGCUCCGCCCUUCUCAAUUUGUACAAUGGCGGAGGCGGUAGACAAUCAACACCGUCAGCAGGAGGAGAGAGAACUCAAAGAAAACACGCUUACAACAAUGACAACAAGCAGCUCCAACAACAAUGGCAACUCAUCAUCAUCAAUGAGCCGAAAGGAUAAGAGAAAAGCGUUGAAGAAGAUGAAAAGGAAGCAAAUCAGAAGAGAGAUUGCAUUGAAGGAAAAAGAAGAAGAAGAAGCUCGAUUGAAUAAUCCUGAGGAGCAGAUGAAGUUGCUGCGAUUUGAGCAAGAAGAAGCUGAGAGAAUGGAGAGAGAUCGUUUAGAGUUUGAGGAACGAGAGCGGCAGUUUCUUCUAGACUUAGAGGUUAAGAAGAAGAAGAAAGAAGAGGAGGAAGAAGAAGAGCGGCUAAAACGUCUUGAAGAAGAGUCUCGAACUGAUUUGGUUAAUGCUGUGAACGACAAAGAGGUGAACGAAGAUGAUGAUUGGGAAUAUAUUGAAGAAGGACCAGCAGAAAUUAUUUGGAAAGGAAAUGAGAUUAUUGUUAAAAAGAAAAAAAUCAGAGUGCCAAAGAAAUCUCUAGACGUUCAGAAGGAAAAACAGGAAACAUUUCAGGAAAGUGAAAGGCCUAUAUCAAACCCUCUUGCUCCGCAGUCUGAAGCUUAUGAAGAUUAUAGGAGCGCUCAAGAGGUUCUAGAAAGUGUUGCACAACAAGUUCCUAAUUUUGGAACUGAGCAGGAUAAAGCACAUUGCCCUUUCCAUCUUAAAACCGGGGUUUGUCGCUUUGGAGCACGAUGUAGCAGAGUUCACUUCUAUCCAGAUAAAGCUUGUACAAUAUUGAUUAAGAACAUGUACAACGGGCCUGGCCUUGCUUGGGAACAAGAUGAAGGGCUUGAGCAUACGGACGAGGAGGUUGAGCGGUGUUUUGAAGACUUCUACGAGGAUGUUCACACAGAAUUUUUGAAGUUUGGAGAAAUUGUGAACUUCAAGGUGUGCAAAAAUGGCUCAUCCCAUUUGCGGGGCAAUGUAUAUGUGCAUUACAAGUCAUUGGAAUCAGCAACGCUUGCUUACCAAUCAAUCAAUGGUCGUUACUUUGCUGGGAAACUGUUAACCUGUGAGUUUGUUAGUUUGACGAGAUGGAGGAUUGCUAUUUGUGGAGAGUAUAUGAAGUCAAGGCUCAAGACCUGUUCUAGGGGUUCUGCUUGCAAUUUUAUCCAUUGUUUUCGUAAUCCUGGUGGGGAUUAUGAAUGGGCUGACUGGGAUAAACCUGCCCCCGGAUAUUGGCUAAAGAAGAUGGCUGCUUUAUUUGGAUACACUAAUGAUGGAUAUGCAGAUGAACAUAGUCCAGGCAGCUAUCAUACAGGGUCGAGGUCAAGGUCGAGGUCGAGGCCAAGGUCAAGGUCAAGGUCAAGGUCAAGGUCAAGGUCCAUGUCCAAGGUGUUGGACAGUCCUCGUAGAACAAUUUUUUCUGAUGAGGAUGAUGGUCAUCAAAGAAAGCACUUCAGGAGGCACAGAGGUGAUGGCAGAGAGGUCAGCAAGCUUGAUGGGGAGAUUAAAGGAAGGAAAAGUACCUAUCGAGAUUACCGUAGUGUCAAGCACAGAGAAACCUGUAAUGAUGAUAUGUCAGAUGGGAGUAGUGAUGGUCAUGGCAAGAAAAGAAGUUCGAGAAAAAGAAGGGAACCAGAAUCUACAAGACAAGACAGCAAGAGCAGAAAAGUCCAAUCCCUUUCUUCCAGUCCUGAGUCUACAAAGGGAAGAGCAAGUGACAGAUACGUGGAACGUGCUAGUAAAAGCUCAAGUAGGCAUAAAAGCGUUGCAUAUUCAGUCCAUAAUCGACACAAACCAAAAAAUUGGGGUCAAAGAGAUAGUUCUUAUGCAGACAAGCAUCAUGAUAAACUGCACAGACGUAAAGUUGAACUUUGCUCGCCAAAAAAGGAGGAAGCAGGGUCCUCCAUCAAUGACUCUUAUGGUGAUAGUCCAGACAGCAAGGAAGACAGUCAGUACAGGCAUAGUAGGAAAGACUUGAGAAAGGUAAAUAUUGAUGAAGAAGAAUCCAGUAGUGCUUCUGAUAAGAGUAGCCAUGUGAGGGUCGAGAAGAGGGGACACACGAACAGAAAAGAACUUGUAAGGUCAAAGGACAAGACAUACACUUCAGAAAUCAAGUACAAUGGGGACAGUCAAGAUAGUUGUGGAAGUAGGCAACAUAGUACUGAUGGUAGAGGUAGGCUUGGCAAGGAUAAAAAGAAGCCUCAAAAGGAUGAUAGAAAGAGUAAAAGAAAAAGACACUCAGGGUUCACUGACACAAAGAGUGAUAAGGAUGAGGAUAUACGGCAUAUACAUAGUAAAACACACUCAAAGAAGAUGAAAAUUGAUGCAGAGUCAUCAGAUGACACAUUUGAUGGAGAUAGUCUUAUAAGUUCUAAGAACAGGCCCCAGAAGAGUAGAAGGUAUUGUGCCAAGAAUGAGUCAGAUAUGAAGAGACAUAGGGGAAGUAUUGAUGAGGGACUGGGACAUCAUGGACAGAAGAGAAGACUAUAUCAUUCUGGCCUGUCAAAAGAUGAUUCUAUCAGAAGAGACGAAGAGUGUAUCACAUCUGAAGAAAUGGAGACUUGUGCAGCGCACUCUAGCUGUCAGGACUGUGGUGAAGCAGAGGCUGAGCUUGAAAAGGCAUGUCGUCAAGCUGCUUUGAUGAAGUUGGAAGAGAUCAGAAAGAACAAAGAUACUCAAGUCACCCAUAGCAAGGAUCCUAUCGAAAGUUCAAGUACAUAUGCUCAUGAAAAUAUAGUUGGUAAAGGUGUAGUGGAGAAAUGUGGUUCAAAUAAGUUAGAGACAAGUGUUGCUUCAACAAAGCGGAGAAGGGUUUAAUUAUCAUGGAAUAUGAGAAUGAACUUAAAUCUGAUAAACCUUUAUCUCUACAUGGCAAUGAAAGCUAGUGGCUGCUUUAUCUUGCAAGACAGACUCGACUACUAGCUAGAAUCAAUUAGAAGCUUUUAUACACGACAUUGUGCUGGAAGCAGGCCUUCAACUGAUCACCGUCUUAGAUUGUAAAAAGUAUAUGCAAUAGAAAGGUGAUAUUGGUUUGUUUUGCCGCCAUAUUUGGCUUUCACCUAUACCUUCUCUUUCUCAAAACUUCAACAGUUAUUGAGGUAUAGUUGAGCACCCUAGACUCUUAUUUAGCACUAUAAAUUAACGAGAGUAGGUAGGUAUAGUGUAACAUAAUGCGCUAACUAAUUUAUGUUUCUCCAUUUGCUCAUAAUGAAUCAAGAAUACUCCAAAACGAUUAUAAUUUGUUUUUUCUAUUCGUGAUUAGAUUAGCGAAUCAUGUGAUACUAGUGGGUACUUUAUGAAUUUGCAUGUUCUUAGGAUUCAUGGGAACUUUGUGAACUGUGGUCUUUCCUAAGUUAUCAAAGGGGUAAAGCUUUGCUUCAAUGUUUGCACGGUAGAGUUUUUUGUGGACGUGCAAUAGUUUGCUUGCCUACUUACCCUUUGUGAUAUGUAAGAUAUCGGCACUAUUGGUCUUUGUACAUAGGAUAUUGCGGUACUAUGAAAUACUCUUGUUUUUUUUGAACUUUUGUUCUACACCUUUGCACUUGACUAUUGUUUAUUGAAUAUGUUGUCCAUUACUUACAUCUUUAUAUCAAUUUAAAACCUAAAAAAUUUGAAUGAAAAUAAGUCUUUUUCGAAGGGCUUUCUUAUAGGUCACAGAUA
This is a messenger RNA of Amaranthus tricolor (Joseph's coat), 3806 nucleotides long. RefSeq names its product zinc finger CCCH domain-containing protein 5. The record is from RefSeq and is a predicted model, not a curated record. Gene Ontology annotation, cellular component: U2AF complex; spliceosomal complex. The transcript is spliced from 10 exons. NCBI's taxonomy places the organism in Eukaryota, Viridiplantae, Streptophyta, Magnoliopsida, Caryophyllales, Amaranthaceae. Gene Ontology annotation, molecular function: metal ion binding; pre-mRNA 3'-splice site binding. Gene Ontology annotation, biological process: mRNA splicing, via spliceosome. Bases 129 to 2963 code for a protein of 944 amino acids.